Durotheca rogersii is the source of this 3005-nucleotide messenger RNA. Its product is annotated as RdRP-domain-containing protein. The transcript is spliced from 3 exons. Gene Ontology annotation, cellular component: nuclear RNA-directed RNA polymerase complex. Gene Ontology annotation, molecular function: RNA-directed RNA polymerase activity. Lineage: Eukaryota; Fungi; Ascomycota; Sordariomycetes; Xylariales; Xylariaceae. Bases 195 to 2900 code for a protein of 901 amino acids. The record is from RefSeq and is a predicted model, not a curated record. Gene Ontology annotation, biological process: siRNA processing.
ACAGUACGGUCAGAUAUACAGUCACCACGAAAGUGACAGCGUCGCAAACCAAUAGGAUCCAAGGCACAUUUGAGGUUCUGUAUAUCUCGUACCUACAACAAAUAUGUCUUCUCUGACGUGGUGGUAGACCCAAGUACCCGGUCCAUGAUUUUAGGAUUCGGUCUUCUUCUCUGCAUUACCAGCGACGACCGAAGAUGUCUGGGAAGAAAGAUAAAUUGAAAACUUACACCUGUCCUUUGCUGGACACUCUCCGCCAGGAUGACUCGGAGUGGCGGUUUGACGUCCCCAACCUGCCGAGUGCGGAGAAGCUCAACCAGAGACAGCUCGUCAAGAGUAUCGUGCUGGUGACCAAGGAAUCCAGGCACCGCAUGUCCCUCAAGCUGGAGCCGCUCAACGUGAACCGGGCCGUCCGGGGGGAGCCGAUGGACCGCUUUGUCGUCGUCUCCUUCGCCGACUUUCGCUCGCUCCACGGGGCGUCGGGCGCGGGCGACGGCUUGCAGCCGGCGACGCCGCGGGAGUGCGCCGACUACGCCGUCCGGCUGCUCCGGGCCGGGGUGUCGCUCGGGGGCGUGCACUACAACUUCUACGGGCACAGCAACAGUCAGCUCAAGUCGCGGACCUGCUUCCUCUACGCGGCGCCCAAGGACGUCGUCUCCCGCAAGGUCGAGGCCCUCGGCGACUUCACCAAGCUGCGCACCGUCGCCAAGAAGGCUAAGCGCAUCGGCCUCCUCUUCUCCGUCGCCCACGUCGCCAAGACCGUUGACCCCGACCGCGUCGAGGACAUCGCCGACAUCGAGACCGCCGACUACAACUUCACCGACGGCUGCGGCCUCACCGCGCCCCCGCUCGUGCAGGAGCUUGCCCGGACGCUCCGCAUCUCCUUCAGGAACGUCCGAUACAGCCCAUCCGUCCUCCAGAUCCGGUACCGCGGCUACAAGGGGGUCGUCACUCUGGAUCCACGCAUGAAGGACAAGAAGACCCUGUUGAAGCUGCGGAAGUCCAUGAAGAAGUUUAGCGGAGGUGACGACUGCUCCUUUUCUGUCGUCGACUAUUCCAAGCCCUACACGUUCGGUUUCUUAAACGAUGAAGUCAUAAUUCUCCUGCACUGCCUCGGCAUAUCGCGGGCAGUUCUGCUGAAGAAGCAGGAGGAGCACUUCCAGUUCCUCGCGACGGCAGUGACGGACCCGCGGGCGGCUUUCCGGUUCUUGUCGUACAUCAACAUGCACGAGCUUGCCGAGAAGGUGUUGAUGGAGUCCCUCGAGUCGGUCCGGCCGAGGAUCAAGGCCCUCGUCAACUCGGAAUUCGACAAGAUGCUCAACAAGAGGGGCGAACAGCGGUGCCGGAUCCUCGUGCCCAAGUCGCGCCUGCUGUUCGGCGUCUGCGACGCCUGGGGCGUCCUCAAGCAAGGCGAGUGCGCCGUCAAGGUCACGAUGGACGGCGACGGGCAGCCCCGCGCGCUGAAGAACAUGGAAAUUCUCGUGACGCGGAACCCGUGUCUACAUCCCGGGGACCUGCAGAAAUUCAGGGUCGUCGAGAAGCCCGAGCUAGCCCACCUCGUUGAUUGCAUCGUCUUCUCGACACAAGGGAGACGACCUGCCGCCGACAUGAUGUCGGGCGGCGAUCUCGACGGCGAUACAUUUUUCGUCUGCUGGGACAGCGAUCUAAUUCCCACCAAAAUCUCGCAGCCGGCGCAGUAUCCGGGCGUCCAGGAGCCGCUGCGAUUCAAGCCCAUCACGGACGACGACCGUCUCGUCUACUUCGCCAGAUACACCAACGCCUCGCUCGGCCGCGUCAAGAACUUGUAUCUCAAAUGGGCGCGAGCGCGAGACCCCAUGUGUGUGGAGUGUCAAGAGCUCAACAGGUUAUUCUCUCAGUGCGUCGACGGGAACCGAAUCAAAGUCCCGCCGAGACUAGAGAGCCCCCCUCAGCCCGCUCCCGACGCGCCCCCGUUCAUCCUCGACGAGCUCCACAGCGAGGCGAAGCGCCUGGUCGAGGGGGCUCACUCGAGCGGCACGGAGUGGGACGGCCUCACCUUCGACGCCGUGCAGCUGCUGUUGGCCCGGGACGACAUAGCCAUUUCCGAGUUCGAACUCGUUAAACUGACCUUCAGAUGGUGCAGGAAAAACGACGUGCCUCUGGAGGACUUCCUCGACUUCUUCGACUUCAACGUCCUUACCGCCGAGGAGAAGGCUUGGGUGCUCGGCCAGCUCCCCGCGUCGCACGACGCGCCGAGCCUGGUGAUGAACGCGCUCUAUUCGUCGACCCUCCUCAGCGAGCACGAGCUGCGCCAUUUCCAGCUGCACCACGCGGGGAUCAGGUGGAAGCGCUACUUCACGUCGGCGCAGGACCGGCUGGCCACGUUUCUCGAUGCCGCGACCCGGGCGCUCGAGCUGUAUCACCGGAAGUUCGUCGUCAUCCAGGUGGACGAGCGACUGACCGUGGGCAUAUACAUACCGGCAAAGGUCGAGCGGUCCCAGGACUGCCUGGUCGGAGAUCACGUACGCCUUCUCGCGUUCCCGCACUCCCAGGGGUCCGAGACGCAGAGCCGCCUGUCUCUCCCCACGAAGGUGAACUACCGCCUCUACUGCGACGAGAACGCCUUCCAGCUGUUCGACGGCCAGCGCGGAAACACGUGGAUCUUCCUCGGCCGUGGCCCUUCAGACGACAGCGAAUAUCGAAACACGGAGAAUAAAGGACAGCGAAGGCAGCAGAGGCAGUCUACGGUGGACCGUGGGAUUAACUACGAUUGCAGGGCAAGCAUCGCCUUAGACAAAUUCAGCAAAGGCCUGCAGCGACAUGUCGGGCGUGUGAAUCGAAACGGCGUUUCCGGGGCGGUAAGUCAUCCCAUCACAACAUGCGCGCGCACGACUGACGGCAAGAAUCUUAGGAGAUAUACAUAAUUAGCAACCGGGAUACCGCAUCCAUGCAGCAGCUUGACCUUUGGCUGCAACAUAUCGACACGGAGGAGAAGUUGCCCCUUUUCGAUCAGAAGCCGAAAGAAUACA